AUGCACAUCAAGACGUUGACAAUCCAGGGGUUUAAAUCCUACCGUGACCAAAUCUCCGUCGACCCCUUCUCUCCCAAACACAAUGUCGUGGUCGGGCGUAAUGGUUCGGGAAAGUCCAACUUCUUCAGUGCGAUUCGGUUCGUCCUCUCGGACGCUUACGAAAAGCUGUCUCGAGAGGAACGAGCGGGGUUGUUGCACGAAGGAACGGGGAGGAGUCAGAUCAUGAGCGCAUAUGUCGAGAUUGUCUUUGAUAAUUCGGAUUCACGGUUCCCUACUUCGCUUUCAACGCUGACCCUGCGAAGAACUAUCGGUCUCAAGAAGGACGAAUACACACUGGACAAGAAAUCUGCUACGAAAGCCGAGGUCAUGAAUUUGCUGGAGAGUGCAGGUUUCAGCCGAAGCAAUCCGUACUACAUUGUACCGCAAGGUCGAAUCACCGCGAUCACCAAUCAGAAGGAAUCCGAACGAUUGGACCUUUUGAAAGAGAUUGCCGGAACAAGCGUCUAUGAGUCGAAACGUCAAGAAAGUAUGAAGAUCAUGGAGGAGACGAAUUCCAAACGAACCAAGAUCAUGGACCUCCUCGAGAAGAUUGAGGAGAGACUAAAGGAGCUCGACGAUGAAAAGGCCGAACUGAAGGAUUUCCAAGAAAAGGACAAGGAGAGGAGAUGUCUCGAAUAUGCUAUCUACCAGAGAGAGCUGAUGGAUGUAGAGGAAGCCCUACAUAGCAUCGAAGGCGAUCAUAACAAGAACGAUCUAGAAACGGAGCAAACAGAAUCCAACAUCAAGCUGUCCAACUUGGCCGUGCAGUCUCGACAGAACACUACACAGCUGGAAGACCUGAUUCGGCGAAGGACCGAGCUGGAAUGUCUCAUAGAUGAUGUGGAUCAGGCCAACCAGGACGGAGCGGGUACGCGGGAAGACCGAGAACAAGAGCUGGAGAAUAUCGAGACUCGACUCGUGCAGGUCAGGGAGGAGCUUGAUCAGCUGGGGACUCAGUAUGAAGAACGAGUGACGCAAGAGCGACAGCUGAGGCAGGAAAUCGACACAGCCCAAGGUCGACUAGAAGCGCUCUACGGGAAACAAGGACGAUCGAACCAAUUCGCAACUCAAGCUGAGCGAGAUGCCCACCUUCGGGAGGAAAUUGAAACCGCUCAGACCUCGCUGGCCGAUCAACAAGGUCGCGUCGAACAGAUUCGAGGUGAAGUCGCUACCGCACAAGACGACCUAGAGGAUUCUCAAAGCAGGAAGACCGAAGUGGAAGACAGUCUCGAGGAGAACAAGCAGGGUGUAUUGAGCAAGAGCGAAGAGAAAGAGGCUAUCAAGGCACAGAUGGAUGAGCAAACCGAGCGACGAAAAUCUCUGCUACGGGAAGAUGGGAAGCUCAGUCAUAGUCUGUCGACGACGCGCGAGGAGAAGCAGAAUGCGGAUCGUUUGCUGGCUUCGAUGAUGGACAAGGAUACCAAUCGAGGUCUCGAGGCCAUUGCGCGAAUCACCAAGACGCUCAAGCUGGAUGGAGUUUACGGUCCUCUCUACUCCCUCUUCGAAGUAGAUGACAAGUACAAGGUCGCGGUCGAAGUGACUGCAGGAAACAGUCUGUUCCAAGUCGUAGUCGACAAUGACGACACGGUGACCAAGAUACUCAACCAGAUGAGACGGGACAACAUCCGGGGUCGAGUCACGUUCAUGCCCCUGAACAGGCUCAGGACACCGACCGUAGAUAUUCCCACGGCCGAUGACGCUGUGCCUAUGAUCAGCAAGCUUCGAUUCGACAGGACAUAUCGGCUUGCGUUCGAACAAGUCUUCGGAAGAACAGUUAUCUGCAGAGAUCUAGAGACGUGUGGAUCUUACACCAAGAACCAUGGGGUCUCUGCCAUCACUAUGGACGGUGAUCGUAUCGACCGCAAGGGUUCGCUUACCGGAGGAUAUCACGACAUUCGUCGAUCACGAAUAGAUGCCAUCAAGGCAGUAGCGCUUUGGAAGGGGAAACUGGAUACCGAGACAGCCAGGCAUGCAGAAGUCAAGGCGAGCAUAAUGAAACUCGAGCAAGAGAUCUCGGUGAAUCUCGGAAAGAUACAGGUCAUUGAAUCGCAGAGAAAAGCUCAACUGGACGACAGGCUCGCUCUCACUACAAGAGCAUCAUGGAUCACGAAAGAGAACGAGCAAGCUCGCGUACGAGUAGAGCGAAUGGAGCGAGCGCUUGCAGAAGCAGAACGUGAAGAGCAAAGUAUUCAAACCAGAAUCGAGGCUCUGCAGGCCGAGAUGGGCUCUGCGUUCACCCAGAACCUGACUGCGGCCGAAAUUCGAACUCUUCGAGACCUGAACGCUCAGCUCACGCGGCAGCAAGAAGAAUACAAGAAAAUAGCUCACGAGCGAUCACAGAUUGGCAACCAGAAGCGUCUCCUCGAGAUAGAACUGAACGAGGACCUCUUGCGCCGGCAAAGCGAUCUGCAAGAUUUCCUUCAUGCAGGGAUCACGGACGUCCCCGGUGCGGGAACUCAGGCCGGUAGCAUCGAUACUUGGCGAGGCGAGCAGCAGACAUUACAAGCUUCCAUCGAAGCGCUCCAGGAGACUGUCGAUCAGACUGACGGCGAGAUCGACUCGAUCAAUCAGAGUCUUGCUGCCAAUGCUGCCCGAUUGGAUGAACUGCAGACCCAACAAUUGCAGAACUCACGCGGCAUCCUUCAAGCUCAGAAGACCGCCGAACGAUACAUCGUCAAGCGUCAAACGUUGACGAAUCGACAAGAGGAGUGCAACAAGAGUAUACGUGACCUGGGUGUCCUGCCCGAGGAAGCAUACAAGAAAUACACCGAUGCCAGAAACAAGGCUGAGCAGUUGGUCAAAAAACUUCACAAAGUCCAGGAACACCUCAAAGGAUACUCUCACGUGAACAAAAAAGCCUUUGAGCAAUACAACACCUUCACCAAGCAGCGUGACGGCUUGCUCGAACGACGAGAAGAACUAGACAUCUCCGGCGAGAGUAUUCAAGACCUGAUUGAAACGCUAGACACUCGAAAAGACGAAGCCAUUGAGAGGACAUUCAAGGAAGUCUCGAAAUACUUUAGCGAAACUUUCGAAAAAUUGGUACCGGCUGGACGAGGAAAGCUGAAGAUGUUGAAGCGAUUGGACGGGGAGCAAUUGGAAACUCAAUCGCAAGCAGUCCGAACGGGGAUCGAUAGCUAUACCGGCGUCUCGAUCGAGGUAUCGUUCAACUCAAAAGUUGACGAAGGUCUACAGAUUCAGCAAUUGUCUGGAGGGCAGAAGUCCCUCGUAGCGUUGGCAAUGGUGUUUUCAAUUCAAAAAUGUGAUCCAGCCCCCUUCUAUCUUUUUGACGAGAUCGAUGCCAAUCUCGACGCACAAUACAGAACAGCGGUCGCAGCCAUGAUUCACGAAAUGUCCGCUUCCGCUCAAUUCAUUACCACGACCUUCCGGCCGGAAAUGCUCGCGGAAGCCAACAAGUUCUACGGCGUCCUCUUCGAUGCUCGCAAAGUCAGCACCAUCAGAACGAUCGAACAGAAGGACGCACAAGAAUUUGUCGACGUCAGCGUUUAG
This is a messenger RNA of Filobasidium floriforme, 3549 nucleotides long. Its product is annotated as RecF/RecN/SMC. Gene Ontology annotation, cellular component: chromosome. Bases 1 to 3549 code for a protein of 1182 amino acids. Gene Ontology annotation, molecular function: ATP hydrolysis activity; protein binding; double-stranded DNA binding. Gene Ontology annotation, biological process: mitotic sister chromatid cohesion. The transcript has 19 exons. The record is from RefSeq and is a predicted model, not a curated record. Lineage: Eukaryota; Fungi; Basidiomycota; Tremellomycetes; Filobasidiales; Filobasidiaceae.